AUGACAUUGGGAAAGUGAUGGACCUCUAUAUUCAUAAGGUUAAGUUUGAAGACUUGCAUAGUUACGUACAUCCGUUUGUACCGGUGCCCAAAAACAUCUCUUCAUGUAGCUUAGGCUCUCCAUCUGUUCUUGAUGUCACGGGAGGGGUGUUUGAAACUACAGGACAAAAGGAACUAUAAUAAUAGCGAGGAAUUGUAAAAAAACCAGGUCUUGCCAAUUGUGCACGAGAACGCAGCCAGAUUAUUUAACAGGACGACUAACAAUAAACCAAGCGCUAUGUUCUGCUUCUUAGCUCUCCGGUGUUAUGAAAGAAAAUAUGAGAAUGGGCAACCAGUAUUGGUCAAACUAUUUCACUCUGGUUGAGUACACUUAGAAGUUUCUUUUGUUUGAUUAGGUUUGAAUUUGUAAAGAGCGCUGGCUCCAACAUUGUGCUUCUGCAAGUACCAAGAGGCCAAGAGAGGAGUGCUCGUGUUCUAAAACACAUAUCAGGCCAGGGACCUUUGUGUAUACGAGCUUGGGAAGUUUUGAGUUGUGAAGAGGUGAUUAAUGCUUAAUAAUUUUCAGCAACUGAAAUGUUCACUUUUUGUCCUUUCACGUAGAGACACAGUAUAUAGUACAUACCACCUUUCUUUUUCGGGAUUUGGCAUGAUAUUUAUAUUACAGCUGCACUUCUUCUGAGAAUGGAAAUAUUUUAUGAGCCUCUCUUUCCUGUUGCCUGAUCUUCCUUGCUAUCUGACAAACAAUUAACUAUGCACUCUCUAGAAUAGAUGACAAGUGAUAACAGGCUACCCUCUCUAAAAAAGCUUCCUCUCAUUUGUCAUUCUUAAUGCUCCUUCUUGGCCAGCUUAAAGUUCUAACAUCCAUUUGAUGUUUUAUUAUGUCUUUUGCCAUUUUUCUAGCAUCUAAAUGAUUCUCCUUAAUAUAUUUAUAUAUAUUUUUUCACAGUGAAUAUGAUGACAGUCUGCUUGCUAAUGAUAAGGACAUCAGGGAUUACUCAGAAGGACAUACAUUGCUCCCUGUCUCGAAUCCCAUUGCUGAACCAGGUCCCAGUGGCACAGAUACAGACGUUGCUCCACCAUCAUGA
Messenger RNA from Pocillopora meandrina, 1084 nucleotides. The record is from the annotation of a GenBank genome assembly. NCBI's taxonomy places the organism in Eukaryota, Metazoa, Cnidaria, Anthozoa, Scleractinia, Pocilloporidae.